ACUUUUUCCUUACAUCUUUCCUGCAACUAGUCACCUUAUGUUCAACCUUUCUGUUUCAUUGUCAAUAUUUGUAGCAUUAUUUAUUUUUUCAAUUUAUGAUAACUCUAUAAAAUUCUUUGCUCAUUUAGUUCCGUUCAAUUCUCCUAAACCAUUAAUAAAUUUCAUAAUCGAUAUAAAGAGUAUAAUCACUCCUCCUAGCUUGUUUGGGAUUGAGCGUAGAAUUGAAUAUGCAAAAAGGAAGUAUCACUCAGGCUUGAUAUGUGCUGGAGUAACCAUUGGAUUUGCCAUCUUAAAAGGAAGAAUAAAGUGAAGGGAGAAGAAUCGGUUAAGAGUAGAAUUAUUAAUAGAGAAACCUCCUCAUACUCAUUUUUUACAAUAGAUUGGCCGAUAUAUGGGAUUGCAGAUAAAAGGUUAGUAAUAACUAUAGCUCUUCAGAAUGACAUUUGACCCCAUGGCAGUAUAUAUUCCAGAAAUGCAGUUGCUAUUGAAACAAAUAUAAAUGAACUUCUAACAAUUCAGACUAUACUUAUCUUGAAAGAGUAGUAGAACAUGUUUCGCCAGAUGUGAAAAUACAUUAGUAUAAAAUAGAAUGAAGCACCAUUCAUGUGAACCAAUCGGAAAAGCCAUCCAGACUUAACGUCUUUUAUAAUAUAUGAAAUUCUUAUGAAUGCAAGGUCAACAUUUGGACAGUAGUGUAUAGAAAGAAAUAGGCCUGAUAAAAUCUGAAUCAUGAGGAAAACACCAAGUAUUGAUCCAAAAUUUCACAUAUAGUUAAUAUUAACAGGAGUGGGUAAGUAUACGAAUGAUAUAGGAACUCUGAGAAACUUUCUUGUUGCAAUAGAAUUUUUGAACUUUUUCAUUAAAACUUCUUGUUUCGGAGUGAUUUCUUUCUCACGAAACAAAUCUUUGAGCAAACUAACAGCAUUAUUAGUAUGAAAAUAAUUACCAAAAUCAUGACGUAGUAAUUAGGGAAUAUAAACAUUUUAGUAAAAAGUGAUGAUUCAUUCUCCAAUAUUGGUUCAAAGUUCUUUAAUAGAAUAUCGUAAUUGAAUAAAUAGGAUAUAGAUAAAAAAGUAGUAGAGUAAAAAUAAAUGGCGAUGUAAAGGAUUAGAUUUUUACUUCCAACCUCCUUUACUAAGUUAACCAGAGAUACAAAAUAUGAAAAGAUAACUAUCAUUCCUCUAAUUAUAAUUAUAAGAAUCAUGUAUAUGUACAUUGAAAGAUUAGGCUUACCAAAAAAUAGGCUGACCGACAUUGACAAAGUAAAUAAGAUAACUGAAAUAAGGUAAUGUAUUGGAUUUGAAGGAGUAUUAAACAGGUAAAUGCAUAUAAAAAUUAAUAUGAAUAGGUAAGAUCUUGUAACUAGAAUAAGAUAAGUUGCUGCAACUAUUUUCAUUAUAAUCCAAAAAGUAGUUUAACUCAAAACAGUAGUUUUGGAAAUUAUAGAUAAUUUUUUAAUUCUUUUUGAUACAUGGAAACUUUAAAGUUACAUAGUUUAAUGUAAAACGUUAGUUUGUAAAUUAAUAAUUAAGUGAUUUUAUGUGACUGAGUAAUGAAGCUACAAAGUUCAAUUGGAUCAUCAGCUUUGUAGAACUGAUAAUUGACAACGCAUCAAAGUAAUUGAUAAUGAUAAAUAAAUUGUAUUAUAAAUAUUUGAUUAAAUUAAACUAGAAUUGUGUAUUCAUUCCUUUUAUUAACAAUAAAAUGCCUCUAUUUUGGCUUUAAUUUAAACUCAGAUGAAAUAAGAAAAUAAAGCUUCUAACUUUAAUAAUGGAUUUUAAAAAUUAAUCCUUAUUUCUUAAUCUAAUAAAACUUUUCAAAAAUUAAUAUAUUAAUUAUAUAAAAUAUUAUAUAAAUUAUUUAAAAAUUUUUAAUUUCAAUAAUAUUUUCAAUAUUAUGCUCUAAUUUAUAAACUAUUUAAAUUUUAAUACAUUUAAAAAAUUAUUAUUAAAUACAUGUAUAUUAUCAUUAUAGAAUACAAUGAUAAAUUUAAUAAAGAAUUUUAUUCUUAAUAUAUUAAUUGUUAUAGUAAUAUUUGAUAAUAUUUUUUCCUCGAAUAUUUUUUCUAUAAUAAUAUUGUAAUUAUUCGAUAAAAUAAAAUAAUUAUUUUUAAUUAUUUUAAACAUGUUUUGUAUAUAUAAUAUAUUUUUUAUAAAAUCUAUAAAAAAAUGUAUAUUUGACUUUUCCAUAAAUAUUAUAACUAUAUAACCUAUAAUAAAUAUUUUGAAUACAAAAUAUUUAUAAGUUAUCAUUAUAUUAUAGUUUGUAAUAGAGAAUUUUAGAUCAUGAAAAAUCUUUCUCAAGAACAAUAUAGUUAAUAUUAUAGUUAUUAUAAUUGUAUUUAUAAUUACACUUUCUUUAUUAUAAAGUACAUUAAUUAAUAGUACUUUUCUUAUCAAUGUUUUUGUAAUUCGUAUAGAAUAAGAAAUUGUAAGUACAGUACUAAAUAUUAAAAUAAUGAAUCUUAUUAAAUUCAUGUUUUUGCAUAUAUAAGAUUCAAUUAUUAUAUCUUUUGAAUAGAAACCUACAAAAAACGGAAAUCCGCACAUUAUUAUCAAUGAUAUAAUUAUAAUUUAUAUUGAUGCCUCAUAGUAAUUAAAAAACCAGAAGUAACUAAAGUGAAUGUGUUUAGAAGUGGAAUUUCAUUGUAAUUAAAUACUGUAAUUAUCUUUGGAGGUCAUGUCAUAUCAAUAUCGAUUGUUGGAGAGAUUGAUCUGUGAAAAAAAGUUCAGAAAAAAGAGAUAAACAAGAAUAGCUCCGAUAAAAUGAACAUAAUUAUUCUGAAUUUCAGUAUGCUCAUAACGGUAAGAGUAUGGUUUCCCAUGAAUGUACUUUCACGAAUGAUAUCUCGAUUCCAUAUAAUUUUGAUAAUACACACAUUAAAUAAUAUAACUGACAUAAUUAAUAAUUUUUUUCAUAUUAAUUCAAAGAAUGAUCCUAAU
Molecule: messenger RNA, 2942 nt
Organism: Heterotrigona itama
Lineage: Eukaryota; Metazoa; Arthropoda; Insecta; Hymenoptera; Apidae
Source: the annotation of a GenBank genome assembly